GCGCCCCCCGGGCUCGCCCCGCCGCCGCCGCCGCCGCCGCCGCGGCCCCGCGCGCGGGAGGAGGAGGAGGAGCCGCCGCCGCCGCAUCAAAGAGACCCGACUCCCGCGGCCUGGGGGGGAGUCAUGCCCGGCCGUCGGUGAUGUCCGCGGAACAGGACAAGGAGCCCAUCGCGCUGAAGAGAGUUCGAGGUGGCGAUAGUGGACUGGAUGGUUUAGGAGGACCAACAGGUGUACAGCUUGGAAGUCCAGAUAAGAAAAAGCGCAAGACAAAUGCACAGGGGCCUUCUUUCCCCCCGCUGUCGGAGUACGCGCCGCCCCCAAACCCAAACUCGGACCACCUCGUGGCGGCGAACCCGUUCGAUGACAACUACAACGCCCUGUCCUACAAGCCCGUGCCCGCGUCCAGCGCGUACCUGGGCCCCGGCUACGCGGGCUUCGGCGGCUACGGCACGUUCAGGAUGCCCCCGCAGGCGCCCCCGCGGCUGUCGGGCCCCUACUGCGCGCCCUACGCGCUCAGGAACCAGCCGCACCCCUUCCCCCAGAACCCGCUGGGCGUGGGCUUCAACCGCGCGCCCGCCUUCAACUUCGGCCCCCCGGAGAGCCCGGGCUUCGGCAGCCCCCCCUACGGCGGCGCGCUGAGCCAGCACCUGCGCCCCGCGCCCGCCGAGGGCUUCGCGCCGCUCCCGGGGGGCCAGGUGCCCACCGCAGACCUGGCGCCCCCCUUCGCGCCGCCGCCGCCGCCGCCGCCGGGCAGUAACUCCAGCUUCGCGUCGCCCCUGGUGGACCCCCACCAGGCGUUCCUCCCGCCCGCGGGCGCCUUCGGACCGGCCAAGGCGGGCGCCCCCGCCAAGCCCGACUUCGCGGCGCAGGGAGCCCCCAAAAGCCUGGCCCCGAACCCCGCGGCGCAGGCCGGCCCGCACCUGGGCCUGGACGAGGCCCCCCCGGCUCCCCUGGAGCUCAAGGGCGCGGGCCGGGGGGGCGCCGCAGCCCCCCAGGCCGAGGCGGUGCACGGAGGAGGAGGAGCAGGAGGAGGAGGAUGCGCCAACGGGACGCAGCAGCAGCAGCAGCAGCAGCAGCAGCAGCAGCAGCAGCCGCCGCCGCCGCCGCCCGGAGCCCCCCGGGCCGCCCCCGCCGCAGAUGGGGGGGCCGCCGCCGACAAGGGGGGCCCGGCCCCGCCGCCGCCGCGGCCCGCCGACCCCGUGUACCCUUGCGGCAUCUGCACGCACGAGGUCAACGACGACCAGGACGCCAUCCUGUGCGAGGCGUCGUGCCAGAAGUGGUUCCACCGCAUCUGCACGGGCAUGACCGAGACGGCCUACGGGCUGCUGACGGCCGAGGCGGCCGCCGUGUGGGGCUGCGACGCCUGCAUGGCCGAGGACGACGUGCAGCUGCGGCGCACGCGCGAGCCCUUCGGGCGGCCCGCGGGCACCGGCGACGCGUAGCGGGGCGCGAGGGUCCCCCCGCCGCCCCCCGCGCGGGGCGGGGCCGGGGCUGAGGACUGGGGGCUUUGGCUUCUUCUAUUUUUUUUUUUUAAAGCACACGGAAAGAUGAUUUUUUUUUUCUUUUUGCCCUCUGGUUUGUCUUUUCUCCUGUGCUUCCUGACUAGUGCCAAGUUUGUCCUGUCUCUGUUUGCUCCCUUCCGCGGAACUAAUGUCCAUGAAGAUGCUUGAGAAAGUGUGAAAGGGGGCGUUGGGGAGAUAGCACAGCGGGUGGGGCGUUUGCCUUGCACGCGGCCGACCCGGGUUCGAUUCCCAGCAUCCCAUAUGGUCCCCCGAGCACCGCCAGGAGUAAUUCCUGAGUGCAGAGCCAGGAGUAACCCCGGUACAUCACCAAAAAAAAAAAAAAAAGUGUGAAAGGGUUGGUUAGGAAGGUUCACGGGGGUAUUUCAGUGCUGGACUUUGGUGAUGGCACAUUCUGUGCAUUUAGUGCAAAACUUAACCCCCCCACCCCCCAGGAGCUACUUAACAUCUUCAAAACAAAACACACAUGGCUGUAACAUGGAAGAAAGCGUAUAAAUUAAUGGGUAUUCAUAUAAUACUAUUGUGACACCAGGUUUUCCUCCCCCCUCUGGGCUUCUUCAGCUUAGUGACUUUUCACGUUUUGGAGUCAGGAUUUCCAGGGUAUCUGUAUGUACAGGUAUGAAACAGGUGUUGGCAUGUGGUAGGUGCUUAGUAUCUGUUUAACUAAUCUGUGGAUUGUACCACACGAAAUUGACUCUCCUGGAUGCACUGAAAAAUCGCAAUCCGUAGACUUGAGUUUCUCGUUGUGCUACUUGAAACUUGACUGUCAUUAUGCCCUUCAUUCUCAAUGACGGAGUUGUUUUGUUGUUGUCAUGCCGGAGAAAUAAACGCUAACGGUUAUCUUCAAAAAAUUUGAAAUACUUUAAAAGUAUAUUUUUAGCUCAGACAGACGGCACAUGAGGUAAGUAGAGUCACCAGUUCAGCCCUAUGAGACUCUUGCUAAAGACCUGGGUGGCGAUUUGAAAGAUUGUGCUCGGGACUUUAAAAACGAACCCGGGGCCAGGGAGGUAGUUCAGGUUUGACCCCCAGCACCCUUCUCACUCCCCCCCCCAAAAUGAGCUUUUGCAGAUAAAAAUCCAUUUUAAGCAUUGAAGAUCUAGGGUGAAAGCAAACUCAUAGUUCAAGCCCUUGUAGCAGAAAAAAUUUCCUGCUAUGACUGAGGAGGUAAUAAAAACAGACCUUCAGGGGCUGGAGCGAUAGCACAGCGGGUAGGGCGUUUGCCUUGCACGCGGCCGACCCGGGUUCGAUUCCCAGCAUCCCACAUGGUCCCCUGAGCACCGCCAGGGGUGAUUCCUGAGUGCAGAGCCAGGAGUAACCCCUGUGCAUCGCCAGGUGUGAUCCAAAAAGCAAAAAAAAAAAAACCAGACCUUCAGAGUAUUGACUUUGGGACCACACCCAGUGGUGCUUAUGGGUUUCUGCUGACUCGGCUCAGAGGUUCUCGGCCCACUGGUUCUUGGCGGACCCAGUGGUGUCAGGAAUUGAACGUGAGCCUCCAUCCUGCAAACCCUGUGCACUAAGCCCUUGAGCUAUCAGCCCCCAGGCCUUGGAAGAAUACUAUUUUUGAAUCAAUCAUAACUUCUGACCAAAAAAUACAGUGAUAGCAGUUUACAUAAUGGUUGAAUAUUAGUAAAGCGCCUAAAUUCAUGCUAUCAGGAACGACUCCUGAGCACCAAGAUGGGAGUAGCUCCUGAGCACUGCCAGAUGUGCCCCCUCCAAAACCAAAAACAAGUAUACGUGAAAAGUUUGCUUUCAAAAACUUCCUCUGGGUAAUAAACGUGAAUCCACCCUUUUACAUGGUAACACAUGACCCCAGCGUGCCAGAAGCCACAAAAGCUAAUUGAAUUUUUGUCGUAUUUUAUUAUGUCUGUAGCAAUCACCUAAUCUUUAUCCAGCAAGCACCCAUCUUUUCAUUAUUUGGAGUUUUGUCUUUAAGAAACAGUAUUUUGGCAAGAGAGAUUGGAUUGGAGGGAAGGCAUUGGCCUUGCCUGCAGCCCCCAUAUCUCCUGACACCCCGUGGUCCCAGAGAAAAGAACCAGGAAUAGCCCCCGACACCACUGGCCCCCAAAUAAAAAGCCAUGCAAAUUGAGAAACAACAUUUCCCAAUUAAUAAGCAGUUAUUAGGAGACUUGAGUAGACCAACAGUUUAUGAGUCUCAAAUCAAAUUAAAUUGAAUAUCCUGUUAGAAUCAUCCCUGCCCAUGAUACAUGUUUUGAUGAAUAUACAUAAAGAUUUUGUUAAUAGCAUUUUAAUUUCGACCUCGCAAACACAAGUUUCAUAUAGUACGGGAUAAUAGGUUUUCUCCAUUUGCCUACGACCAGUUAGAGUUUGGGUUAUGCCCAAUAGGGUCAGAAAGGAUCAUAGGCAGGGCGCUUGCCUUGCAUGCAACAGACCCGGGUUUCAUCCCUGACACUGCAGAGGGUCCUCCAAGCUGGUGGAGGACCGCUAGUGACCCCUGAGUCACCUCCAGGAGAGCUGGAAAUAAGCCCUGAGCACAGAUGGGUGUGGUCCAAACCCCACCCCUCCACCUGAAAUUCCAAUCACUGUAAAAAAAUGUCUUUACAAGGGAAGAAACAAACUUACAUAAACUCUAGCACUAGAUUCUCCUGUGUGUACGAAGUACCAUUCGAAGCAAAUUCAAAUGUGGUAUUUGGAACUAACUCUUAAUAUUUGACAUGUGCCGAAGCAUACUUGAAGGUUCCCUUCUGCUUAGAUCACUGUAGAGACGCAGUUUUUCUAAAUGUUUUGAGGUGUCUAGUCAUUCUGUUCUUGACACACUAGUGAGUCACUGUAUCCUCGCACUGUAUCCAGUAUUCCCUGUCUUAGCAUCGCUAUCUUUUUCGUGUGUGUUUCUGAAUACAGCUAGUCAGUAACUAGAAGACACGUACUCAAAGCUAUCAAAACAAGACUACAUGGUAGUACUAGAGUUACAUUGAUUAAAAUUAGACUUGUAGUUUCUUGUUCACAGUAUCAGUAAUUUUAUGAAAAUGAAAUAACCUCUCCCAAGCUAGUUCUUAAAGAUGCUUGAUUUUUUUUCCUUUCAUUUUUCAUUUCCAAGUGAUGGUCUUUUAAAACUUAAAACUGAUGAAUUUUCAUUAAUGUAUUUAGGUCUUCAAAGCAUCUUACAUAAAUAAAGUAUGUAAAGAUUCAAAAGAAAAAUCCCAGUUUAUGCUGGUAAUGAAUCCUAGGCAAAUUGUAAUCCUUGGCUGGUGAAUGGCUUUAUGUACUUGACUUAAUUUUCAUACAAGUUACACAUUUGUCAAUAAUUAAGUCAAAACGUUUUUGGGUUUUGUUUUUUUUUUUUUUUUUUUUGCUUUUUGGGUCACACCCGGCUACGCACAGGGGUUACUCCUGGCUCUGCACUCAGGAAUUACUCCUGACGAUGCUUGGGGGACCCUAUGGGAUGCUGGGAAUUGAACCUGGGUCCGAGGCAUGCAAGGCAAACGCCCUCCCCGCUGUGCUAACACUCCCGCUCCAUGAUAUGUUUUUGGUAAGCAAUGUUGAGUACAGAGUAUGCGUAACAGGGUCAGAAAGGGUGGUAGGUGGGACUAUAGAUGGAUUAUGCCACAGAACUAACUUGCUGGGUUUGACCCGCAGAAGACUACUAUGUCAACUGACACUGCUUGCUUGCUUUUGUGUUGUUGGGCCACACCCAGCCGCCGUGCUCAGGGCUUAUUCCUGGCUCUGAGCUCAGGGGUCGCUCCUGAAAGGCCCUAUGGGGGUGGGAAUCCCUCAGAGUCAGCAGCGAGGGAGCCAAGCACCCCGCCUGCGGCACUGUUGCUCCAACCCCUGGUGUGCCGUUCUUAUUUUGAAAUUUGCCGAUCUACGCUUUAAAAAAUAUUCAGUGGUGGAUGGGGGCUGGAGCGAUAGCACAGCGGGGAGGGCGUUUGCCUGGCAUGCGGCCGACCCGGGUUUGAUUCCCAGCAUCCCAUAGGGUCCCCUGGGCACCGCCGGGGUAAUUCCUGCGUGCAGAGCCAGGAGUGACCCCUGUGCCUCUCCAGGUGUGACCCAAAAAGCAAAAAGAAAAAAAUAUUCAGUGAUGGAAAGUAAUACCUGUCCAGCACCUCACACCGUUUUGCUGUGAUUCUUUUUUUUUUUUUUUCAUUCCCCCUCAUUCAUUCCAUUGAGUUACUUCAUCAUGUACGUACAAAGGCACGUACACAACAGAGCAGAAAAUCUUGGAGUUGCUUCUAGCUUUCCAAGUUUGCCCGAGUCCAGCCUUGCUGAUAAGGCUGAGGCUUCCCCCUAAGGCCAAGGUAGUGAAGGACAAUUCUACGGCAUCGACACUCCUUUCUCAGGACUUGUUUGUUUCACGAAAGAAUUUCUGGCCCCCUUGCUUCUAGAUGCUACUGGACUCACUAGUACUCAAAUAAAUUAGCUCGUAAGAGAAAAACAAAGUACUCUUCAGCUAAAGUGCUUAGAACUAGAUUCGUGAUCUGUGUUUUCCUUUUGUGUGACACACUUAGGCGUACUGAUAGUCUGAAUAUUGUUACUCAAAUUAGAUUGUGUACAUAAAACAAGAUUUUCUUGUCCUAAUGCUUAUUCUUCAUAAACUGGUGUGUUAUUCAAAAUUGAUUUUUUCUUUUAGUGUUUUUUUUUUUUUCUUUUAGAUUCCCAACUCUGCCUUCGUGGUAGGUGGGAAAACUCACUAGUAUGGGUUGCCAUGAACUGUGUUGACUUUAUUUUCAAAAAAAAUAAAUAUCAGGAGUCUUCAUCAACUAUUCUUUCAGACAUGCUCACCCUUAGCAUUCUAAUAAAGCCAAUCCAAUUCUCAUAGUAAUUGCAUUUGAUAGUGAAAUUAAUAAGCAGUUAUUUUAAGGGAGCUCUUCUGCAUGAGCAAUUUGUGAAUUUUUUUUAUCUUCUUAAUUAAAAAAUUAAAAACAUCCAGACUCCCAAUGUUUAUUUGUAAAUAGUGAUUUGGAACUCUAUAAAAUUAUCCGGACCUUAGGAGAUCUCAUAAAGGCCUCAACUAUAGGUUACUUAACCCAUCAUGGUGUGCUUGGAUGUCGUUCCCCCCCUUUUUUUAUUUUAGGAACUGACCGUUGUAGAGGGAGAAAUAAGCAACGGUUAUUCCUUUUCCCUGAUGUGAUUCAGGAAGAUGAAGUUGUUUGGUGCGUUUCCCACCUGCCCUGUCACCAUCCCAAACUCUCUGGUGACAGGCUGUAGAUAAGACUUUGUGCCUCCCAUUUUCCAGCCCUUCCUCAGAACACCCUCGUCUCUGAGAUGCUACGGUGGGCUCCAUUGGACGGGAAACAUGUUUCACACCAAAAUGCAGACAAAGAUAGUGAAGAAAGUGGGAUUACAUUGCUUUGUCCUGUGUAAGAGCUGCCUGUCUACUUUAGCUUCAGGUGACAGAACCACGUUUCAGUCACCCUGGGAAGCAGCGUCUUGAGACUACCCAACUCCUCCCUUCCAUGGUCGGAACUGUUUCGUUUUCUUCCACUUCUGAUCUCUGAAGUUUUCUUCUCGUUUCCAGAUGUUGGAAACAUCCUCUUUUCUCUGUUUCAUUCAUCCGUUCAGUAGUCACAUCUGCAUUCUCCCAGGCUGGUACAACGGGCGCUGAGAGGCGCCCGUAGAGGAAGGAGGCAGUGAUGGGAACAUCACAUCACUCAAGGAGCAUCACAUCACUCAAGAAAAGUUACUCUUCAGGAAACAAAGGGAUUCCAGCUAGAUCCUUGCCAAAUCCACCAGAGGCUCCCUGAUUUAACACGUCCUAUCAAAUCCAAUUGAUCAGCUUCAUCUUCCUCAUACUUUGUGAAACCCAUAUUACUUGCAACUAUAUUGACGUAUCCUAAAUAUCUGUACCUUUCUUGUUCUGUAGAAGAGGUAGAGGACAUUGCUUGUUAGUCUAAAUAUUAUCUUUUAUAAGAGAAAGUCCUGCUUCUUACCAUGAUGUAUGUGACUUAAACGACUGUUUCAUAUUAAAACUAUUUCUUCUUUAUGUACUGUUUACAUAUACCUCUUUUUGGGAUAUUAGUUCAGUACUUUUAUACAAAAACUGAGUGUGUUCCACAUUGGUGACAUGUAUUUUUGCAGUAUUUUUCGUUUUGGUCGUAGAGCAUGUCUGAAGUAAUACAUGCACUAGUACUGUGGUUUGUGGCAAAAUUACUGUAAUUCAAAUUGGAAAAUAAAGUGUUUCCAGACUUUGUCCAACAUUUAUUCCUAUGGCAAAGGAAAUUACUAUGUAAUACUGAUUAUUUCUUAAUGCUGGUAUGUUUAAGCUACUCUAUGAAGUAUGUGAAACAUCUAUGAAGUAUGUGAAACAUAUGAAUUAGCAGAUGGCUUGAUGUCUUUAAAAUGGGAGAAAUGGGUAAAGUUUGGUGUUAGCACUAAUAAAUACUUCUUAAAAGUUUGAUCUUUUUCUUACAAUUUACUAAGGAAAUAUCCUAAUUGACAGUGUAUACUGGAAUUCUUAUACCAUACUAUUACAAUUAUGUACUUGGCUUUGAACUUAUUCCGAUAAUGUCCAACUAAAAUAAGAUAUUAUUCACUCCUCCAUAAUCAAAAUAAGUAGUAUUAAAUUUCAUUUAUCAAGAAACUAUUGGAACACCAUAAAACUACUCUGAUUUGUUUAGACCGUAUAGCCUUUGAGAUAAAGACGUGGUGUUCACUGUCUAUUCCAAGGAAAAUACUUGCUAAUCAAAGUCAUAUAUAAGGUUUUCUAGAAAAAUUUUCAUAUUGGAAAAAUUUUAAGUGAUCGGAGGUAUUUAUUUCAGAAUACAUGUUUAAAUGCAUUAUUUUGUCAGUAAAACAAGUACCUGAAACAAGCGAAAUGCAAAAUACUUGGCCAAUACAAAUUUAUAGAAUCAAAAGAAAAAAUAUGUUGAAUGCUUAAACUUCAAUUUUUUUUUCAAAAUACUCAAGAUUUUAGACUUGACUCAUUUCAGCUAUCCUGAAUUAAGAUUUGGCUUGUCGGGGGCCCAAGCAUCGCUUGUCCAGCGGGUAGGACACUUGCCUUGCACUCAGCCAACCCAAAUUUGAAAUUCGGCAUCUCCUAGGGUCCCCUGAGCACCACCAGAUGUGAUUCCUGAGUGCAAAGCCAGGAGUAACCCCGGAGUGCCAGGUGUGCCCAAAUGCAAAAAAAAAGAAAAAAAAAUGGACUCCUCAGGGCUAGAGUUAACUCAACAGACAGGCACAUGCUUGCUAUGCGGGAGACACGGGUUCAAUCCCUGCUUCACUUUGAAUGGUCUUGCCAGCACCUCUGGGACCAACCCCUGAGCAACAAUCCCAGGGGUACUGGGUAUGGGCCAAAAUACAAAAUACAAGAACCCCCUGACCUCUUGCAGCCCCCCGAAAAACCAAGACUGCUCAUCAGUGAUAGAUGUUACAAGAUGCAAUCUAUACUGAAGGAUACCUCCAUAGAGCUUCACUUUGGGCAUGGUUUGAUGGACUUUGUAUAUUUAUUGGCUAUUGACAAGAUCAAUAUAGAAAUAAAUCUGAUUCAGUUCCUUUUGAGGGUGUGUUGUGUGUGGGGGGGUCACACCCAGCAAUGCUUAGGGCUUACUCUUGGCUCUGUACUCAGGAAUUACUCCUGGAGGUGCUUAGAGGACCCUAUGGGACGUCGGGUUGAACCUGGGUGAGCCAAGGGCAAGGCAAAUGCCUCCCUGCUAUACUAGCUCUGGCCCCUUUUUCACUUCUUAAAGUUUUGUAAAAUGCCAACCAUCCAGCUAUGCCAUAAUCCCAUUACAUUUUACCUGGAUGUCCACUUUUUCAUGCAUCUUUUUUUUGUCUGUGUGUAUUACAUAUGAAGAACAACAUCUUAGGGAUUUAUUUUCUAUUAUUUUCAAUCUUUUAAAACUGCGCGUUUUUACUUUAAAUUGUAGAGGUAUACAUAAGUGAAUAAUUAUUGAAAAAAAAAUAAGCAUGAAAUGACUAAGUUCCCCCAAAUUAUUUAAUCAAUUAAUAGGUUCUUGUGUUGGUUACUUUUCUCAGAAAAAUUAAAUUGUCUUGGCAAGUGAUUGAAUGUGAUAAAGAAUAGGUAGUUUGAUGUUCUAAAGGCCUCCAAGUAUUAAAACAAGUAAUUAUCAAUUCUGAUACCUUUUAAUAAAUGUGAGCCAAUUCUCUCUUUUUUGAGAUAGGUUAUCUCUUAUAAUUUCUUCUUUUUAUAAUAUGUGAGCCAAUUCUCUCUCUCUUUUGAGAUAGGUUAUCUCUUAUAAUUUCUUCUUUUUAUAAUUUUUCCUUCUUCCUUAAACAUCAUGCUAGAAUUUUAAAUUGGGAUUUAACUUACUCUUCUGCACUUUCUUUAGAUAGUAGACAAGUAGUGGUGCUAUUGUACAAACAAUCCAUGAUAUUUUUUCUAUUUUUUUCAGGGAUCAUGCUAACUGUCAUUUAUGCAUUGUAUAAAGAAUGUUAUUUAUUAGCAUAUAGUCUAUUAAUAGAAAUGAUGUAUGGCAGGCUUGCUUGAACAAUAUAUAUUAUUGUUUGUUUCCUAUAGUGUUAUGAUUCAGAUUAUUUUAAAUAAAGCUAGUUUUCAAAGAGAAAAGUAACCUUUUAUUAGUGCUUGAAUUUCAUCAGGACAAGUAGCUGUGACAAUGUUGGCUUUGGAUAAAUGUCGCAGAAAACAAUAAACAAGGAAAUAGUCUG
Messenger RNA from Sorex araneus (European shrew), 10100 nucleotides. RefSeq names its product pygopus family PHD finger 1 (gene PYGO1). The record is from RefSeq and is a predicted model, not a curated record. NCBI's taxonomy places the organism in Eukaryota, Metazoa, Chordata, Mammalia, Eulipotyphla, Soricidae. Bases 141 to 1442 code for a protein of 433 amino acids. The transcript is spliced from 3 exons.